Anas platyrhynchos (mallard) is the source of this 2837-nucleotide messenger RNA. RefSeq names its product LIM homeobox 4 (gene LHX4). Gene Ontology annotation, biological process: regulation of transcription by RNA polymerase II; neuron differentiation. Gene Ontology annotation, molecular function: zinc ion binding; DNA-binding transcription factor activity, RNA polymerase II-specific; RNA polymerase II transcription regulatory region sequence-specific DNA binding. NCBI's taxonomy places the organism in Eukaryota, Metazoa, Chordata, Aves, Anseriformes, Anatidae. The record is from RefSeq and is a predicted model, not a curated record. Gene Ontology annotation, cellular component: nucleus.
UGCGGCACCGCGCCCGGGCCGCCACCGGCACCGGCACCGCCACCGGCACGGGCACGGCUGGGCUCCCAGCGCCGGCCCCGGGGCUCCGCCGGCCCUGCCCUGCCCUCCCGUGCCCCCCAAGCCCCGGGCCAAUAAAAUGAUGCAGAGCUCCGCGCUCGCUGCCGAAGGGGCUGUCAAGGGGCUGCCGGAGAUCCUCGGCGUGCCGGUGCAACAAAUCCCCCAGUGCGCCGGCUGCAACCAGCACAUCCUGGACAAGUUCAUCCUGAAGGUGCUGGACCGGCACUGGCACAGCUCCUGCCUCAAGUGCGCCGACUGCCAGAUGCAGCUGGCCGACCGCUGCUUCGCCCGCGCCGGCAGCGUCUACUGCAAGGAGGACUUCUUCAAGCGUUUCGGGACCAAAUGCACGGCGUGCCAGCAGGGCAUCCCCCCCACGCAGGUGGUGCGGAAAGCCCAGGACUUCGUCUACCACCUGCACUGCUUCGCCUGCAUCAUCUGCAGCCGGCAGCUGGCCACGGGCGACGAGUUCUACCUGAUGGAGGACGGGAGACUGGUGUGCAAGGAGGACUACGAGACCGCCAAGCAGAACGAUGACUCCGAGGCGGGGGCGAAGCGGCCCCGGACCACCAUCACGGCCAAGCAGCUGGAGACGCUGAAGAACGCCUACAAGAACUCCCCCAAGCCCGCCCGGCACGUGCGGGAGCAGCUCUCCUCCGAGACGGGGCUGGACAUGAGGGUGGUGCAGGUGUGGUUCCAGAACCGGCGGGCCAAGGAGAAGCGGCUGAAGAAGGACGCGGGGCGGCACCGCUGGGGGCAGUUCUACAAGAGCGUCAAGCGGAGCCGCGGGGGCGGCAAGCUGGAGAAGGAGAGCUCGGCCGAGGACUGCGGUGUCAGCGACAGCGAGCUCAGCUUCCGCGAAGACCAGAUCCUCUCCGAGCUCGGCCACACCAACAGGGUUUACGGCACGGUCGGGGACGUGGCAGGCGGACAGUUGAUGAACGGGAACUUCUCCAUGGACGGGACAGGACAAUCGUACCAGGACUUGCGGGACGGCAGCCCCUACGGGCUCCCCCAGUCGCCGUCGUCCAUCUCGUCCCUGCCGUCCCACCCGCCCUUGCUCAACGGGCUGGACUACGCCAUGGACAGCGGCCUGGGGCUGGUGGCACACGGGGCGCAGGGGGUGAGUCAGACACUGCGCGCCAUGGCCGGGGGGGGCCCCACCUCCGACAUCUCCACGGGGAGCAGCGUCGGGUACCCAGACUUUCCCACCAGCCCGGCCUCCUGGCUGGACGACAUGGAUCACCCCCCCUUCUAAACGCCGCUCGCCCCCCGCCCCGGCCCCCCUCGCAAACCCGCUCCCACCCCCUCCGCCAGCAGCCCGCAAACGCAGCACCGCCGGAGGCGCCCGCCGGGACGUGAGAUGUUUCCAGGAUCUCCCGUGGGAAUCGGACAUGGAGGGCUUUUUGGGGACACGGGGAGGGGGAACGGGGGCGUCCCCAGGGCAUCGGUGAUGUCCGGGGCUCGGCGGGGACAGGGUCGGAUGCUUUUGGGUGUAAGCACAAGGGAGGUGAGGGCGGCACGGUGGGGAAGGGGGGCACCGGCCCUGCUCCAGCCUCGUCCCUCCCCGUGUUGGCGGAGAGCCACGUGCUUGGGAGGGAUGGAGGUGGGAGGGGAGGACAAUCAGGGAAGGCAAAGUCUAUAUUGCAGAAGGGUUUAUUUUUGACCCCUCCCGGGGGUGAUGCCGCUGGCCCCCGGCUCGGGUGGUGGUGAUGGGGCGGGAGCGGAGCUGUCGCCCUGCGGCUGCGGGGCCGUGAUUUAUCCCCGGGUGCGCAGGAGCGCUCGCGGUGCAUCGCUGCGGGCUGUGCCUCGCGAGCACGGCACGGAGGAAUUGCAACGGGGAAAAAAAAAGCCUCGAGCCCGAGAGGCCCAAAAUAUCGGUCGUGGCCGGGAUGUGCGGGGCUGGCACGGGGAGAGGGGACGUGGCCAAAGGUGGUGGGGAGCAGCGGGGUGAGGCGAGCCUGUUUGCUCCUGGGUAUGGCAACAACUUCCCCCAAAAACAGAGGGGAAAAAGCAUUUUGCCAGCUGCAGGGUGAGGAGUGAAGGGCACACGGGGGUGAGCCCCGGCCACACACCUCCUCCAGGUAGCAGGACCGAGUGUGGGUGCAGCCAGCAUGGGGGGAGCCUUGGGGUGGUUUUGGCACCCUUGGGUGCAGGCACACAGCGGGCUGACGGCACUCGGUCCGACGGCUGAAACCCAGCUCAGCGCCUCGCAGCCCCGGGGUGUGCGGGCUGCUGCCAGAGCCCAGAAAGCAAAAGGGAGAAAAAAAUAAAUAAAGGAGUAAGAAUUAAAUAUUCAGCCGAAGAAAGCACAUCGCCAGGACGGGCCCUUGCCCCCCCGCUGGGUGUGUCAGUGCUGCACCCAUGUGCCCCCCCUGCCGUGCCCCCCUUUGGUGCUGCUCUGUGCCAAGCUCCUCGCCACUGGUGGGAGCCCUGGGAUGGUGGGAGGGGGAACAACGGGGGGCAGACCCCUGCAGGGGGUCCCCACUGGCUGUGCUUGUUUGCUGCCCACCCCCCCACACCAUGAGAAGGCCAAACGUCCCCCCCUCCCCUCGCUGUGUAAAUUUUGUACAGUUCCAGAAAGUGAGAGUCUUGUUUCCUGGGGAAAAAAAAAAAAAAAAAAAAGAGAAAAUAAAAAAAAUAAAAAUGAAAUCAAAGAAUAAAACCUUAUUUAUUGCCAUGUCUUUGGGGAGACACAACAUCCCCCUCUCCUGCCCCCUGCCCCAAAUUUUGGGCCCGGGGUGUUGCUUUGUACCCUGCCUCCUGCGCGAUGGCAUGAGCUG